AUGGCCUCUGCAUUGCCUGCGCAAGUGGUGUCUCACUAUCGCUCCUGCUCUGCUGUCCAGGGUAGUUUUAGCCAUGAAGUUUCACAUGCGUAUAAGCCACUUAAGAUUGCUGGAUUGACAAAUUUGCUGCCCAAUAGUUCCCGGGUUGCAACUUCAAGCUAUUCCAAAACGGCUUUGACCUCAAGAUCUCACUAUGCAUCGUGUCUUUCUGCCAUUCCACAUUUCAGAGCACCUUUAGUUGGAUAUCAAAUAGUGAAGUGCAUCAACUCCAUGGCCAGUGAGCUAGUGCUGCAAGCUAAAGUGACGACAAAGUGCUUCUUUGAUGUAGAAAUUGGGGGUGAAGCUGUGGGUAGAAUUUUAAUCGGUCUUUUUGGAGAUGCUGUCCCAAAGACUGUUGAGAACUUUCGUGUCUUGUGCACAGGAGAGAAAGGAUAUGGUUACAAAGGAUGCUCCUUCCACCGUAUUAUUAAAGAUUUUAUGAUCCAGGGAGGGGACUUCACUGAAGGAGAUGGUACUGGAGGAAUCAGUAUUUAUGGUCCUAGUUUUGAAGACGAGAGCUUUGCCUUGAAGCAUGUUGGACCUGGAGUUUUGAGUAUGGCCAAUGCAGGCCCUAAUACCAAUGGCAGUCAAUUUUUCAUUUGCACGGUGAAGACUCCAUGGCUAGACAAUCGCCAUGUUGUAUUUGGACAUGUCAUUGAUGGAAUGGAUGUUGUGCGGCAGCUUGAAUCUCAAGAAACUAGCAGGUCAGACAUCCCUCGUCUGCCAUGCAGAGUUGUUAACUGUGGGGAGCUACCCAUGGAUGGCUGA
Ilex paraguariensis (yerba mate) is the source of this 807-nucleotide messenger RNA. The record is from the annotation of a GenBank genome assembly. Lineage: Eukaryota; Viridiplantae; Streptophyta; Magnoliopsida; Aquifoliales; Aquifoliaceae.